This is a messenger RNA of Plasmodium inui San Antonio 1, 441 nucleotides long. RefSeq lists its product as hypothetical. The transcript has 2 exons. The record is from RefSeq and is a predicted model, not a curated record. Lineage: Eukaryota; Apicomplexa; Aconoidasida; Haemosporida; Plasmodiidae. The coding region runs from base 1 to 441 and encodes 146 amino acids.
AUGUUCACAGUGAUGAGACAAUUCCUACAAGCCCAAUAUAGAGAGAAUGAAGCUUAUGAUGAAGGUGAAGAGGAGGAUAAGAGGAUACACCCAUACGGAUGCUGUGAUGAUGAUGGCCCGGGCCACAUGCAGAGAUCCUGGCUGUUUCGUAACAUAAUCGUUCUCGAACAGGUUCUGUAUAUAUUCAGUUUGGACAGUCUGUACUCGUCACUGAAGAAGGCAGCAGAAUGGCCCCAUAAAUCGAUUCGUUCUCACUGUAAAACCAUCAAUACGGGAUUUAAUGAAUAUGACCUUGUCGCAGAGGAACUGUGUAGGAAACUACCAAAUGUGAUUACUAUAGUGUCCGCUUUCAAGGACAACGAAUAUGACAACCAAGAGGGAGAUGCAACUCCCUGUAGUUAUCUGAAAUGGUGGAUUCUGAAAGUGUUUGAAGAGAACUAG